Molecule: messenger RNA, 2045 nt
Organism: Cylas formicarius (sweet potato weevil)
Lineage: Eukaryota; Metazoa; Arthropoda; Insecta; Coleoptera; Brentidae
Exons: 4
Coding region: 24-1955 (643 amino acids)
Source: RefSeq, a predicted model, not a curated record
AAGACCAAUAUUAUUUACAAAAAAUGGACGAUAAUAGUAAAAAGAUUACUGUUUUCGGGGGUGCUUCAGUUGUGGCAUAUGUUUUAUCUAGAAAAUAUAGAUACAAUGAAACGCGAAAUAAAAGGAGAAUGUGGGUGCGAGAUAUAUAUUUGAAGCGAAAACCACACGUGCUUUUUGAUAAUUUAGUUAAGGAAUUGGGGUUAAGCAAUACAGAAUUGUUUUUUAAUUUUUCUAGGAUGACUGCCUCUACUUUUGAAUAUUUGUUAUCUCUUUGUGGGUCUUAUUUAGUAAAACACUCACAGAGGGAAGCAAUAGCCCCAGCUACCAGGUUGAUGGUAACAUUAAGGUUUCUUGUGACUGGAGAUAGCUACCCUAGUUUAGGAUAUACUUUCAAAAUUGCACCGUCAACAAUUUGUAAAAUAAUUUUUGAAACCUGUAAUAUUUUAUGGCAAGUACUCUCACCAAGGGUUUUAAAAUUACCUAUUACACAAGAGUGGCUAUCAAUAGCAGAAGAUUUCAAUAAUUUGUGGCAUUUGCCCAACUGCUUGGGGGGCAUUGAUGGAAAGAAUGUACAUAUAAAAGCACCAUCCCACACUGGAAGUCAAUACUUGCAUUAUAAAAAUAAUUUUGCUAUUGUGCUUUUAGCUGUUUGCGAUUCAAAAUAUUUUCUUACACACAUAAAUGUUGGUGCUUAUAAGUCACAGUGUGAUGGUGGGGUGCUAAAAAAGUCUGAAUUUGGUCAACUUCUUCAAAAUGGAACUUUGAAUAUACCUAAUCUGCAAAAACUCCCAAAUGCAAAUGAUGAUGUCCCAUUUUUCUUUGUUGGCAAUGAAGCUUUUCCCUUGCAAGUUCAUUUAAUGAGGCCAUAUAGUAAAAAGAGAAAACUCAAGAUGCCAGAAGACCAGUUGGUGUUUAAUUAUAGAUUGUCUAGAGGAAUAAGAAUAAUUGAAAACACGCUGGGUAUCUUAACUGCUAGAUUUAGAAUAUAUCACCGUGUGAUUAAUGCAGAUCCUGAAACUGUUGAUGCUAUAGUAAAGGCAACUGCCUGUCUACAUAAUUUUAUUAAGCUACAAGAAAGUGACACACUAAUUUAUUGCGGCCAUGAAUUUGUUGACAGAGAGGUGGAUGGAAUCAUUACCCCUGGUCUCUGGAGGAAAGAAAUUCCACGAGAUUGUGCAUUAGGCACUAUCAAUUUACGAUUCGUUCCUGGUUCUAAAAAAUGGAUUUCUGGAGCAAAUGUCAUUAGACGCUUAGCUAUAAAAUGUGGAGCUAAACACCCUCAACUUCUCACCUCCACGCGAUUUAGAAAACAUAUUGCUACGACUUUGCAAUUAAUGACAAUGCAGCUGCAUCAAAUAGAGCAAGUAGCAACCUUUAUGGGACACACGCGAAAAACUCAUGCUCAGUUUUAUAGGUUGCCUCAAGACAUUUUUCAGACUGCUAAAGUCGCAAAAGUUCUCCUUUUGCUAGAAAAAGGGAAAGGAAAAGUGUUUAAAGGAAAAUGCUUAAGUGAAAUUGAAAUUGAAGAAGAAGCUUCUAUUUUAGAAUCUAGUGACGAUGACGCACCAACUAAAAAACAUACUGAAUCAUCAAUUACACAAAUAAAUCAGAAACCCCAAUCAUCUGAACAAAUAUAUAACGUACCAACAUUUAUUAUGUCUUCAGAAGACAUACAACAAAGUAAUCACGAAACCGAAAAAACUAAUUGUGCAGAAGACGUUUUACACGUACCGGAAAAAUCAUCUCAAAAUAAAGGUCGCGCUAAAUGGAACAGCAAAGAGAAAAAGUUAGUAUUGAACUAUUUUAAAAGUCAUUUAGAAGAAAAAAUAACUCCCAAGAAACACGAGUGCGAAGAGUAUGUUGCUAAAUAUCGGAAUAAUAUAACAAUUACUGACUGGGUAAAGAUAAAAACUUUGGUUUAUAAUACUUUUAGAUACAAAGUGAUCAACAAUUGAAACAAAAAUUGUCUUUCACCUUAAGAUAAAUAAACCUGUAUUCAACGAAUUUGAUUUUCAUUAAUUUUACGUUAAUUGCUGCAAUCCAAU